AUGACUCCCAGUGUCAGCCUGCUGCUGCUGCUCUUGCUCGGCCUCUCACAGGCUCAUCCUCUCCAGGAGGAGGUAAUGGAAGAAGACGUUCCUAAGAACACCAUGGAUAUUUCAACCAGGAUUCUGGCCUCAAACAACGCCAUAGAUGAGAUACAUGAGGAGGAAAUUGAAGAAGAAGUUCCCGAGGGCACCAUGGACAUCACCACCGGGAUUCUGACCUCAAACAAUGCCACAGAUGAGAUCCUGCUGGAAGGAGACCUGGUCGCUCCGAGAACCCGGAACGCCAUGAAGUGCUGGUCUCAGAAGUGCCUGUGGAGGAAAGCCUCAAACGGUCAGGUGGUGAUCCCCUUCACCCUGAGCAGAGAGUUCAGCAGCAUGGAGAGGCAGAAGAUCGACCGUGCCAUGAAAGCCUUCCAAAGAAGGACCUGCAUCCGCUUCGUCCCCCGUCAGAACCAGCGCGACUACAUCAGCAUUGAGAACAGAGGCGGAUGUUUCUCCUCUCUGGGCAGAGUGGGAGGCAGACAGGUGCUCUCUCUCAACAGGGGGGGCUGUGUCCAAAACGGAAUCAUCCAGCAUGAGAUCAACCACGCUCUGGGCUUCAACCACGAGCAGACCAGGAGCGACCGCGACAGAUAUGUCAGGAUCAACUGGGGGAACAUCAACCAGGGGAUGGCCUACAACUUCUACAAGAAGGACACCAACAACCUGAACACUCCCUACGACUACUCCUCCAUCAUGCACUACGGAAGAACAGCCUUCGCCAUCCAACGGGGGAGGGACACCAUCACCCCCAUCCCCAACUCCAACGUCCGGAUCGGCCAGAGGCAGGGCAUGUCCUCCUUGGACAUCAUGAGAAUCAACAGGUUCUAUAGCUGCUAA
Messenger RNA from Platichthys flesus (European flounder), 879 nucleotides. RefSeq names its product high choriolytic enzyme 1-like. NCBI's taxonomy places the organism in Eukaryota, Metazoa, Chordata, Actinopteri, Pleuronectiformes, Pleuronectidae. Gene Ontology annotation, biological process: proteolysis. The record is from RefSeq and is a predicted model, not a curated record. The transcript has a single exon. The coding region runs from base 1 to 879 and encodes 292 amino acids. Gene Ontology annotation, molecular function: metalloendopeptidase activity; zinc ion binding.